AUGGCAUCCGAAGAUGAUCGAAGGUUGCACGAUGUUGGAGUUGCAGCUCUCGCCGCCAUCGCCCAAUAUCCUCAUUCUGUCAACGACCAGAGCCAUUCGCUUCUAGUCUCGGAGGUGGUCCAUGCGAUGACGGGGAGCUCUAUCCCGAUUCACCAGCACUCAUUCCCUCACUCGCCCCUUCUUGAAACAAUACACUCGCCUCCCGACGGUGACCCUUCCCCACCAAUGCAAUUCGACGCCAACAGCAUGCCUUCGGAAUCAGAAGCUCUUUCGCCCCUGUCACAGAGUGAUUUCGACCUGGAUAUGGAAGGCAUCGUGCAGGACCUCAUCGAGCGCACUGCAUCGUGGCCAAAUAUUGCGACAAUCAUGAACGAGAGCGACAUUGAAAAGGACAUGGUGAUGGACUAUGAUCCUUCAUUUGAAGAUCAUACGUCGCCCUCGACAACGCCCGAUGAUGACUUCGAGGACUUCAUUCGAUUUUAUCCCGACGAGGAGGAAUACUAUCGCCAGGAAAAUCUGGCAUCGUCUCCGGAGGCAACCAUGCGUGAUGUCAACUUCGAAGAAUUCUAUCAACCUGUCGACUAUGAGGCCGCAGAAGUCGGACUUCCUGAAGCGCCUGGAACUCCACCCAUGGGUCCUUUUCCUGGAGAGGAGGACCCAGAUGUACAUCCUGCGUCUAUCAUUCACACGACUACCCACGAAAGAAACCUGACCAUUGACGAAUUCAUCCAGCGAUGGAUGGUCUCAAUCAACAUAAUUCCGAAUGGAUUCCACUCCGAACACAGGGUCCCUCCCCAACUGCGGCCACUAUCCAAACUGAUGAGCUGGACUCCCCCGCCGGAUAUCCACAGGCCAGGAGACUAUGAAGAUGAGAUCUACGAUCUUCAGCAAAUUCCAUGGACGGAGACCUUGAAAGUGAAACGCAGUGAUGCUCGCGCGCUUCGCGACACGUGGUAUACAUCAUACCACAAUGUCCCAGGCAACUCACACAAUCCUAGUCUCAACCAUCUGCCGCAGGAUGAGUUGUUCUUUCGAGAAAAGUCCAUGCACACCACGCACAAAGCAACCGUCGAACACUUCCAGCUCCGAAAUCUGAUGUCUGUCCCCACCUACAACACUGUCAAUUUCUCCAGUCAUUCAAAGGUUUAUUCAUGGACCCCGGCCUUCAAUGAUCUUCGCUGCCUCAUUGACCUUUCUCGAUCGAAUCCCGAAUCUGGCUUCCUGGGGCCAGUCAAGAUUUCUAGCAUGAAGACAGCCCAUGGCCUCACGAUCGCAGGUGGCUUCUGUGGCGAAUACGCUCUCCAAAACGCAGACGCCUCGGGGUCUGGCGCGAAAGGGCUUGUGACACCCGAUCCCAGUGACGGCAUCACAAACCAUGUCGACAUCAUCCCGAGUCGAUCCAACAAAUCACCAAUAUGCGUCUUCGCCUCGAACGACCGCCAUCUUCGCACCUUGGACUGCGAGACCAAUAUCUUCCUCUCCGACCAAAAGCUCUCCCGGCCCAUAAACUGCACCGCAACUUCACCCGACAACCGUCUCCGUGUCGUCAUCGGCGAUUCCCCGGAUGCAUGGGUCAUUGAAGCCGACACCGGAAGACCCGUCCACCCGCUCCGCGGACAUAAAGACUUCGGCUUCGCCUGCGCCUGGUCACCCGAUAUGCGACAUAUUGCAACAAGCAACCAAGACAAAACAGUCAUAAUCUGGGACGCGCGAACGUGGAAAGUCCUCGAAAAGAUCGACUCCGAUGUCGCAGGGUACCGAUCCCUCCGGUUCUCACCUGUCGGCGGUGGACCUCGAACCCUCCUCUGCGCCGAGCCGGCCGACCGUAUCUCCAUUAUCGACGCGCAGCUCUACCAAUCUCGUCAAGUGCACGACUUCUUUGGCGAGAUUGGGGGCGCGGAUUUCUCGCCGGACGGCGGCUCAUUAUGGGUUGCGAACACGGAUCCGCAUUUCGGCGGCUUCUUGCAGUAUGAGCGUCGGGAGUGGGGACGGUCAUUCGGGCUGGUUGAUCUGCCUAAUGAGUGGGCUUCGGAGGCUGACCUCGAUUCUGAUGGGCGGUGUGUUCUGAGUGAGAGGGAAAGGAAGCUGCGGUUUAUGAAGAAUUUUUCUGAUGAGGAGCAUGAUAUGUUCGUGCUCUGA
This is a messenger RNA of Penicillium argentinense, 2139 nucleotides long. Its product is annotated as WD40 repeat domain-containing protein. Gene Ontology annotation, molecular function: protein binding. The record is from RefSeq and is a predicted model, not a curated record. Bases 1 to 2139 code for a protein of 712 amino acids. The transcript has a single exon. Lineage: Eukaryota; Fungi; Ascomycota; Eurotiomycetes; Eurotiales; Aspergillaceae.